AUGUAUCUCAAAAAACUUAACUAUGCAAUUAUAGUCUUGGUCACAUAUUUUUUGAAUGAAAGUGUUUAUUCUCAGCUGGAUGUUGGGUUUUAUAGCAAUUCAUGUGGUAUGGCGGAGUUCAUUGUAAAAGAUGAGGUUAGAAAAAGUUUCUAUAAGAAUCCUGGAAUUGCUGCUGGACUUGUAAGAAUGCAUUUUCAUGAUUGCUUUAUCAGAGGGUGUGAUGCAUCGGUACUUCUUGAUUCGACUCCCUCUAACACAGCAGAGAAAGACUCUCCAGCCAAUAAACCGAGUCUCAGAGGGUUUGAAGUUAUUGAUACUGCCAAAGCUAAACUUGAAGAAGUAUGCAAGGGAAUUGUUUCAUGCGCCGACAUAGUUGCAUUUGCAGCAAGAGAUAGUGUAGAGUUGGCUGGAGGGCUAGGCUAUGAUGUUCCUGCAGGAAGAAGAGAUGGGAAAAUAUCAAUAGCUUCAGAUACAAGAACAGAUUUACCUCCUCCUACUUUCAAUGUUAACCAACUCACUCAACUCUUUUCAAAGAAGGGGUUAACACAAAAUGAAAUGGUCACUCUCUCUGGAGCACACACCAUUGGACGCGCUCAUUGCUCUGCUUUCAGCAACAGAUUAUACAACUUCAGCAGCACUUCAAGGCAGGAUCCAAGUUUACAUCCCUCAUAUGUUGCGCUGUUGAAAAGGCAAUGUCCACAAGGAAGCACAAACCAAAACUUGGUGGUACCAAUGGACCCUUCUAGCCCUGGAACUGCAGAUGUGGGAUACUAUAUUGAUAUCUUGGCAAAUAGAGGCUUAUUCACAUCUGAUCAGACUCUCUUAACUACCACUGGAACAGCCAGACAAGUUAAUCAAAAUGCUAGGAAUCCCUAUCUGUGGGCAAACAAGUUUGCAGAUGCAAUGGUGAAGAUGGGAAGAAUUGGCGUCUUAACAGGCAAUGCUGGGGAGAUUCGAACAAAUUGCAGGGUGGUCAAUAGCUAG
Messenger RNA from Vicia faba (fava bean), 984 nucleotides. The record is from the annotation of a GenBank genome assembly. NCBI's taxonomy places the organism in Eukaryota, Viridiplantae, Streptophyta, Magnoliopsida, Fabales, Fabaceae.